This is a messenger RNA of Rotaria socialis, 1104 nucleotides long. The record is from the annotation of a GenBank genome assembly. NCBI's taxonomy places the organism in Eukaryota, Metazoa, Rotifera, Eurotatoria, Philodinida, Philodinidae.
AUGCCAUAUUUUAAUUCCAAAAAUGAACCCAUAACACUGAUUGUACUAAGUAUGUCUAGUCAACUCUAUUUGUUGCAAUUAGUUAAAAGUGGAACUGAACAUGCAACCUGUAUUAAUAUUGCUACAUAACAAACGCAUCAUAUAUGGCAUGUUUAUUUACCAGACUUUGAACCUGGUCAAAUAUAUGCUUAUCGCAUUGAUGGCCGAUAUGACCCAUGCAAUGGCCAUCGUUUCAAUGUAAAUAAACUAUUAAUUGAUCCCUAUACUCGAGCUAUCAUUGGUACAUUAGAAUGGGACGAUUCAUUAUUUGGUUAUGACAUUCAUGAUUCGUCUUCAGGAAAAGAUUUAAAAUUCAAUACAGUAAACAGUGCUGCGUUUAUGCCGAAAUGUGUCGUUAUUGAUUCGGGCAAUUUCAAUUCGGGUGGUGAUAUUCCGCCAAACACUCCUUUUCAUGAAACAAUUAUAUAUGAAUUGCAUUUAAAAGGUUUUACAAAAUUAAAUCAAAAGAUUCCAGAAGAAAUACGUGGAACGUAUGCUGGUAUAGCACAUCCGAAAACAAUUGAAUAUUUAAAAAAUAUUGGAAUAACAGCGGUUGAAUUAAUGCCCGUACAGCAUUUUAUCACAGAUCGUUAUUUAAAAGAACGUGACUUAACAAAUUACUGGGGUUCUCAUACAAUUGGAUUUUUUUGCAUCAGAUGCAAUGAAUUUGGACCAUCAUUAUCAUUUAAAGGAAUUGAUAAUAAAAGUUAUUAUCGUCUCACUGAACAGGAUCAAAGAUAUUGCUUUGAUUAUACUGGAACGAGAAAUACACUUAAUUGUCAACUACCAUAUAUACUCAGAUUAAUUAUGGAUAGUCUCCGCUAUUGGAUAUGCAUGUCGACGGUUCCAGGUAAGUUUGAUUUGGCAGCUACACUUGCUCGUGAAUUACAUGCUGUUGAUCGUUUAAGUGCAUUUUUUGAUAUUAUUCAUCAAGACCCAGCUACUGUUUCAUAUAAUGAAAAACAUAACGAGAUGAAUGGUGAAAAUAGUCUGGGUAGCGAAAGUCGUAAUCGUUCAUGGAAUUGUAAUGUUGAAGGUCCAACAGAUGAUUUAAAUAUCAACUAA